Messenger RNA from Anguilla anguilla (European eel), 2621 nucleotides. It is a transcript of the gene setd6, whose product is annotated as SET domain containing 6, protein lysine methyltransferase. Gene Ontology annotation, molecular function: protein-lysine N-methyltransferase activity; protein binding. NCBI's taxonomy places the organism in Eukaryota, Metazoa, Chordata, Actinopteri, Anguilliformes, Anguillidae. Gene Ontology annotation, cellular component: nucleus. Gene Ontology annotation, biological process: peptidyl-lysine monomethylation. The record is from RefSeq and is a predicted model, not a curated record. The transcript is spliced from 9 exons. Bases 140 to 1531 code for a protein of 463 amino acids.
CAAACCACGUGUGAAUCACCACGUGGUCUCGAGGUGAUUUCUGUCAACACACAGAAAGCAAACUAUUUAGCUAGAAACUUGGGUGGAAACCAAUGCAAAGACAGAGUAAGAACUUGACAGGAAAAAUACCGCUGUAGGAAUGGCAUCAGAAGCAAAAAGACCAAAGGUGGAUGAAGAUUCAACCUCAGACCUUUCGUCAGAGGAUCCUCUCAAGAACUUCAUGCGCUGGUGUGAUAAAAUUGGUCUGACGCUCAGUAACAAGGUGUACCUGAGCCGAGAGGGCACGGUCGCGGAGUACGGCAUGCUGGCCAGCGGGGACAUCGAGGAGGGAGAGAUCGUCUUCUCCAUUCCCCGGGCCGCUGUCCUGUUUCAGAGCACCACCAAGGUCAAAGCUGUCCUGGAGGAAGCUAAGGCCUCUCUGGACAGCGCGUCCGGGUGGGUCUCUCUCCUUAUGGCUCUGAUGUGGGAGUACACCUCUCCCGAAUCCUACUGGGGGCCCUACCUGUCCCUCUGGCCUGACUUCAAGGUCCUGGACCACCCCAUGUUCUGGUCCGAAGAGGAGCGGGUUCGACUGCUCCAGGGCACAGGGGUUCCGGAGGCGGUGGACACGGACCUCGCCAACAUUCGGAAGGAGUACAGCGACAUCGUCCUGCCCUUCAUGCGCCUGCACCCCGACCUGUGGGACCCCGAGAAGCACACGCUGCAGCUCUACACCAGCCUGGUGGCUUUCGUCAUGGCCUACAGUUUUCAGGAGCCUCUUCCGGAGGAGGAUGAGGACGAGGUCGAGCAGGAGCCGAACUUCCCCAUGAUGGUGCCAAUGGCCGACAUGCUGAACCACGUGUCCAAUCACUGCGUCCAUCUGGAGUUCACGCCUGACCUUUUGAAGAUGGUGUCGGUGCGACGCAUAGCGAUGGGGGAGGAGGUCUUCAACACGUACGGAGAGAUGGCCAACUGGCAGCUGCUGCACAUGUACGGCUUCGCCGAGCCGUAUCCCGGCAACAGCAACGACACCGCGGACAUACCAAUGUCCAACGUCUACAAAGCGGCCGUCCAAGCCACACAGAGCAGGGAUGACCAGCGCCUCCUGGUGGACAAGUGGAGUAUGCUGUGCGAUAUGGAGAUGGUCGGGGAGAAGGGCGUGUUCAUCUUCGGCCAAUCAGGGGUGCUGACGGUCACGGAGCUCUACAACACGCUCAAGAUCCUCAGCAUGCCGUCGGAGGAGUUCGAGGAGUGGAAGGAGAACGAGGGCUGGGAGGAGGUGGAGGAGGAAGAGGACGACGAAGAGGACAAGAUGAUGCGGGCCCUCUCCUUCGAGGCGAUGCCCCAGCUCGCCCCCUGCUGGAGGCGGCUGGUACACGCCUCCGCCCGCUUCACCCUCGACUCGUACCGCGGGGACCUCCGGGCUGACAAGGAGCUGCUGGAGGACCGGGUGGCCUACGCCCGGCUGAGCAGCAGGGAGCGGCACGCCCUGCAGGUGCGCUACGGCCAGAAGGUGAUCCUGCACAAGCUGCUGGGGCUCACUCAGCCCUGACUGCCCCCUGCAGGUCCGGAGGUCAUCCUGCACAAACUGCUGGAGCUCACCCAGUCCUGACUGCCCCCUACAGGCCUGGAGCAUCCGCAGUGAACUGUUAACUGAACACCCUUCAAAGGCAGGCUUUUUUUUCUUUUUUCUUUUUUUUAAAUCGCAUAAUGUCUCAUUUCAAACCGUAUCUCUCAACGUUAAAGAACUGAACAGGUUUCAACAUGAACCUUGGGAUUUCAGGGUUUUUCAUAAUUCAAAUCCCAUGUACUGUCAAUCCACGCUGCUUUUAAUUUCUUUCUUUUUUUUGCUACCCCAUUUCUUUCCGAAAAUUGUAUACCCCCACUGGGUUAUAAUCUCCUGUGGAAAGAAUGUCUGAACUCCUGCCAGCCUUGUGAGUGCUUACCUGAAGUGAGCCUGCAUAUAACACUGUACCACUUGUGUGUGUGGUGAAGCAGAACUAAACCUCACUGUCGUAGGUUAAGACCUGUAGUGCUUGUUUUGAAUGUGCUCCAUCACUGAAAGCAUAUUGCUUUGUGUUUUGUACGGUAUAAAACAUCCAUUGGGUGUAUAUCUGAGCAAUCUCCCCCAAGGCUUUCCACCUUAAUCCGUGGAUUGAAAGCAUUGUGUUUUAAGAUCCUUUUUUUGUAUUUAUGGCAAUUAGGGCAACUAGUUAAGACAGUUGGGACAGUUACUCAGCGAUACACAUUACAUUACAGAAUUUAGCAGACGCUCUUAUCCAGAGGAACUUACACAACUUAUAUAUACUGAGGUUAAGUCAUGCUCAAGGGGACAAAGGUGGUGUCGAAUCCAGGAAUCAAACCUGUGACCUUUAGGUUACAAGACCAAUUCCUUGCUUCAAACACGCCCCCCCUGGUUCCAAGCUCCACCUUCCUAAACCACUCGCGCUGUGGCCACUGCGAUGCAGAUGCCGCCAUGUUGGCUCAAGUCAGGAUUUUCAGUGGAGCCGUUGCUGAUGAAAGUGACCUUAACUGUAAAGUGGGUGGUGUCAAGUGACUACCAUUUUGUGAGUAGAUCAAGUGCUGUGUGUACCUAUACAAUUUCUAUUAUUUUUUAAACAAUAAAAUUCAAUUGAAACAUG